This is a messenger RNA of Odobenus rosmarus divergens (Pacific walrus), 3695 nucleotides long. It is a transcript of the gene MAN1A2, whose product is annotated as mannosidase, alpha, class 1A, member 2. NCBI's taxonomy places the organism in Eukaryota, Metazoa, Chordata, Mammalia, Carnivora, Odobenidae. Gene Ontology annotation, biological process: carbohydrate metabolic process; N-glycan processing. The record is from RefSeq and is a predicted model, not a curated record. The coding region runs from base 739 to 2664 and encodes 641 amino acids. The transcript is spliced from 13 exons. Gene Ontology annotation, molecular function: calcium ion binding; mannosyl-oligosaccharide 1,2-alpha-mannosidase activity. Gene Ontology annotation, cellular component: extracellular exosome; endoplasmic reticulum; Golgi membrane.
GUGCGCUAGCAACAGCGGCGGCGGCAGCGGCGGCUGCGAGGGCGCAGGCAUUUGGGGCGCGAAUGCCCUUCGCGCCGGCCGUCGAGGGGGCAGCGGCGGAGCUCUCCCGCGAGCGUGGAGCCUGGGGGCGGUGUCGGGAGGCGCGGGCGUGCGAGACCCCUUUCCCGCGGCUUCGCCCGGCGCCGCCGCUUCGCCUUCCCGGCGAGGCGGGAGACCUCCCUCCUUCCCUGUUGGCCGACUUCCGAGGAGCCCCUUAUUUUUCCACCACCGAGGUGAAGAGGUUCUGGAAUCGAAACAUCAGAGGUGGUUAAGUGAAUCAUCUGCAACUCCUUGGAUCUGGUCAGUCUCCCUUUUGGGGCGGGAGACCACAUUGGAGCAUCUCACUGGGGUGCAGGAAUGGAAGACCCCACCUUGCAUCCUUUCUGCAGUGUUGCUUGCCUCAUCUACUCUUAGGAAUGAAGAGGAGACUUGUGAUAACCCGAUGAGGUACUGAAAACCAAAUGGCAGAGAAAAUAUUACAGGACACAAACUAGUGAUCGGUGUGGGGGCCACGCACGUUUCUGAAUGUAAUUGGACGAGCGUGAAAGAGGUGCCCUAUUAAAAAGCACAGGAGUCCUUUAAGAGAAGCAAAAUUGAGUUUCUCCAUUUUUUUGCCAAGAUUUUGGAGACUGUUCAAUGUCUUGUACGUUUGAUAUAAGAUGAGAACUUUGUAAGAUAUUCUGUUCAAGAGCGUAAACGAUGACUACCCCGGCCCUGCUGCCCUUAUCUGGACGAAGGAUACCACCUCUGAACCUGGGGCCGCCUGCCUUCCCACAUCACAGGGCUACCUUGAGACUUUCCGAGAAGUUUAUCCUUCUCCUUAUUCUAAGUGCCUUCAUCACCCUGUGUUUUGGGGCGUUCUUCUUCCUUCCAGACUCUUCAAAACACAAACGCUUUGAUCUGGGUUUGGAAGAUGUGUUAAUUCCUCAUGUAGAUGCCAGCAAAGGGGCUAAAAACCCUGGAGUCUUCCUGAUCCAUGGACCUGAUGAACAUAGACACAGGGAAGAAGAGGAACGUUUGAGAAACAAAAUUCGAGCUGAUCAUGAGAAGGCCCUGGAAGAAGCAAAAGAAAAGUUAAAAAAGUCGAGGGAGGAAAUUCGAGCAGAAAUUCAGACAGAGAAAAAUAAGGUGGUCCAAGAGAUGAAGACAAAAGAGAAGAAGCCACUGCCGCCGGUCCCUAUACCAAAUCUAAUAGGAAUAAAUGGUGGAGACCCAGAAGAUAAUGACAUAAGAAAGAAAAGGGAAAAAAUUAAAGAGAUGAUGAAACAUGCCUGGGAUAAUUAUAGGAUAUAUGGAUGGGGACAUAAUGAACUCAGACCUAUUGCAAGGAAAGGGCACUCCACUAAUAUAUUUGGAAGUUCACAAAUGGGUGCUACCAUAGUAGAUGCUUUGGAUACCCUUUAUAUCAUGGGACUUCAUGAUGAAUUCCGAGAUGGGCAAAAAUGGAUUGAAGACACCCUUGAUUUCAGUGUGAAUUCAGAGGUGUCUGUGUUUGAAGUCAACAUUCGAUUUAUUGGAGGCCUGCUUGCAGCUUAUUACCUUUCAGGAGAAGAGAUAUUCAAGAUUAAAGCAGUUCAACUGGCUGAGAAACUCCUUCCUGCCUUUAACACACCUACUGGGAUUCCUUGGGCAAUGGUGAAUCUGAAAAGUGGAGUAGGGCGAAACUGGGGCUGGGCAUCUGCAGGUAGCAGCAUUCUUGCUGAAUUUGGUACACUGCAUAUGGAGUUUGUCCACCUCAGCUACUUAACAGGGGACCCAGUUUACCACAAAAAGGUAAUGCACAUUCGGAAGCUCCUUCAGAAGAUGGAUCGUCCAAAUGGUCUUUAUCCAAAUUAUUUGAACCCAAGAACAGGUCGCUGGGGUCAGUACCAUACAUCAGUUGGCGGGCUGGGAGACAGUUUUUAUGAAUACCUACUAAAAGCAUGGUUGAUGUCAGAUAAAACAGACCAUGAGGCGAGAAAAAUGUAUGAUGAUGCUAUUGAGGCUAUAGAGAAACAUCUUAUUAAGAAGUCCCGAGGAGGUCUCACCUUUAUUGGAGAAUGGAAAAACGGGCACUUGGAAAAGAAGAUGGGGCAUUUGGCCUGUUUUGCUGGGGGAAUGUUUGCACUAGGAGCAGAUGGUUCCAGAAUGGAUAAAGCUGGUCAUUAUUUAGAGCUAGGGGCAGAAAUUGCACGUACAUGUCAUGAGUCAUAUGACAGAACUGCAUUAAAGCUGGGUCCUGAAUCAUUCAAGUUUGAUGGUGCAGUAGAGGCUGUGGCAGUCCGGCAGGCUGAAAAGUAUUACAUCCUCCGUCCAGAAGUAAUUGAAACCUAUUGGUACCUGUGGCGAUUCACUCACGAUCCAAGAUAUAGGCAGUGGGGCUGGGAAGCAGCACUGGCUAUUGAAAAGUAUUGCCGAGUCAGUGGUGGAUUCUCUGGGGUGAAGGAUGUGUAUUCUUCUACUCCUACACAUGAUGAUGUACAGCAGAGCUUCUUUCUUGCUGAAACGUUAAAAUAUUUGUAUCUGCUGUUCUCCAGUGAUGACCUUUUACCUUUAGACCACUGGGUAUUCAAUACAGAGGCUCAUCCUCUGCCCGUGUUACAUUUAGCCAACACCACACUUUCAGGAAAUCCUGCUGUUCGAUGAAAGCAGCUCCAGAAAGACCAUUCUCACCUGUGUUUUGUUUACAUGGAUUACUACAGAAAUUAGUCUGGAGAGGGGGCUUUGGGAAACCUGGACCUCAUAAGUCACCAUGGCAGGGUGAAACAUGACUAUGCCCCACAGGACUUUUCAACUUGUAGAUAUCUCAACUUUGAAAUGAUUCCAUUUUAUACCUGACCAAAAUAUAUUCUGGUAUGUAUAAGACAAAGACCUGGUAUGCUUGGAUUCUUAAAGAGAUGGUCACAUGGGAACUUUUGCCUGUUACUACUAUAUUGUUUUUAGAGUCCUGGAAUCUGGAGUCUAGACUGCCUAAGAAUAAGCCAAGAAUGUGGAGCACCUUGUGGGAGUGAGAGAUGGCCUUUGGAACCAAUUAUAUAUGUGUUCCUUCCAAAGCGGAGCUGCUUUCAAAUCAAAUAUUUACUUAUCGUUUCUCCCACUUUUCUCCAUUUUUAAUAAUGGAAGGAACUAAAACAAAAGAACGGUGGAACUGCAUCAAGAGCAGUGAAGACUGGAAAAAGAAACCCAAGUACCUGUCCCUGUCUCAGUUUCUAGUUCCCCAUUGGACGACCAGACUGGCAACCAUUUCAGAUCCCAGUGUAUUCCAUUGAAAUUUCUUGGUUAAAUUUAAUUUUCUCUAGGGGCAUGAUCUCACAAAGAAUACUCUUCAAGUCUUUGUCUCCAUAUGGAAUCAUUGAAACUGCUAUUUAUCAUAACCACUACUUAUGAGCCUGGGUUUGGGAUUUUGUGCAUGUUGAUCAGUCUAGUGUGGUAGCAUGACCAAAAGUGGGGGAAACGCUGCAGUUUGUCACCUUGAAACCUGUUCUAAGAGAAAGCCUUGGUUUUGUUGGGAGAUUUUUUUUUUUUUUUCCAAAUCAGCGAAUCUACCAAGUGAAUUUUAUCCACUUUAACCUUGUUAUAAAUUUAGUAAAAUCCCUCAACUUACAACUUUAUGUAGCUUGGCAGAAUUCACUAUACUAUUAUGCAGCUCUGAAUUUACCCAAAUUUCUUUUACAACC